AUGCACCCAAAGCAACCACCCAUGAUUAGCAUAGCUUGCUCUCGAACCCACAGACGCCGUCCUCCAAACCAAGUUGCUGACCAUGCCUGCGUUACUAAGCUGCUGGUGAUGGACUGGGCUUUUCGCGUGCCUGCCUGCAACUGUUAACGCUGUCCUCUAGGAAUACUCUGCGUUGAACGACGCCGUUGAGUAAAGGAAGGCCAGCACUUUUCAUGGAGCCAUGGUAGCAAUCGACACGACUCGUGUCGACAUUGCCCGUGAGACCUCGACGCGUCGGCCAUGUGGUGUGCACCCGGCCUCUGCUCUCCAUGCGGCCUGCACUAGGGAUCAUCCCGCCCACGCCAUUGCCAUCACUCCUGCAUGAUCCCCAUAGUCCCACUCUGUUGGCUGGCCCGCUCUAGAAAGACUCUCGCUGGUUCACGUCGCCUUUCCCAUGCAUUUGGGCUGCCGCGAACUGUCGUUCAGUCAUCACACUAUGACGAGAUCACCCUCCGUAGGAUGCGAUCGCCCUGCGAAUUGCACUUUCCAUGAUCUCGCCGGUAGACAGGAACCUAGUCUAAAUUGCGUUUAGGGUGAUCUCUCUUACCCAUACUCUAGCACUAGCUGCACAAGCUCGUAGAUCGUAGCUCCUAGCUUGUGGCCUGGUGACACCCAGGACGCACCAGUUUCCGCAAGAGGUCCGUCCACUGGUUCUCUGCAUUCGCCCGGCGGAAUUUACCCUGCCUGCCGCUCCGGCUGUUGCUGCCUCCUCUCCGCCAUCUCCUCCUGCUACGUCCGAAGUGACUUCUGAGUCGGCUCUACUCGAGAGGGAGCCGUCCGGCCGCCAUGCCGCUCACGCGUCGACACGUGGCGGCGGAGGAGAGCUUGGCAUCGCCGAGCGUUCUCCGCGCAGCCAGCGGCGAUGACCCGCGGGGGAUGCUGGAGGGUGUGUCCAUGGCGUGCCUCGUCGGCCUCGUCAAGCAACUCGCGCUCCUCUCCGACCAUGCGUCUCGUGUGUUCGAGGGUCUGGCUGCGGACCUAGCGGAGGUGGCGGCGCGGCGGGAGCAGGUGGCGGCUCGCGCGCGGGGAAUAGAGGCGGUGGUGGGGCGGAUAGAGGAGCGCAUUCUCAAGGACAGCCACCCGCUCGCGCUCGCGUACACGCCAGGCGUCCGCUGGCGCGCGCACGUGCCGGCGGCGCAGCGCGUGCUGCUGUCCGCCGACCGCCCGCUGGUCAUCGUCGCCGCGUACCAGCACGCGGCGCCCGCGCCCCCGCUGCACCGCCUGCACAGGCUGUUGCCCUCACCCGCGGGUGCUCUGGCGGAAGGCGAAGAUGGUGCCUGUAGGGGCAGGGACGUGCGGGAAGUGGGGGGUGAGGGGGUUGCGCGCGAUGACGCGGAGAGGGGGGAGAGGAGCGACGGAGCUGGCGGAACGGAAGGCGGAGACUCUGGAGCUGCGCGGGCGGCGGAAGUUCUGCUGCAGCGCGUAUGCGCGGAUGGCGAAAAUGGGGAGGGGGACCGCGGAGAAGCACUGGGAGACGGCGGAUGGGGGAAGGAGUGGCACGAGGAUGCAUGGCAGGGGUGUGCGCUGAGGUACUCGGAUGCGACAGCGGCGUCAGGGCCGUGGAGGCGAGACGGAGAGAGCAAUCUCAUGGACGAGCAAGUGCAGGCGGAAUGGCACGCGCAGGGGCACCAGUCCCCCCCGGACGCCUCGUCGUGGAUGACCGCGCGCCUGCUGCGCGCCUCACUUCUUGCGCCAUCUGGGGAGAGUAGGGCGGAGGGAGUAGGGCGCGAGGGGUGGAGUGAUAGUGGUGUGGAAGACGAUUUGCGGCAGGGGGACGUGGGAGCGGGAAGGGAGGGGGAGACGCUUGGGGCUAGCACGUCCGAAGCACAGGCAGGGGAGACUGGCGAGUAUGACGAGUCGGGCAGAUGGAGCGAAGGAGCAGGGAGAGAGGGGUUGGGGCGUACUUAUGACUCGGAUCACUGGGCCGAGGAGGAAGGACACAGCGAGGAAGGAGUCACGGGUGGGGGGCGUGAGAGUGAAGUGAGGGAGGAAGAGGGGGAAUCAGGGAACAGAGGGAGAGGAGAGGAGGGAAGGGGGGGUGUAGGGGCAGCGAUGGCGUGGUUGGACGUGGGGGACGGGGUGGAGUUCGACGUGAUGCAGUACGUGCGAGUGCUGGAGGAGGAAGGCGCGGACGACGACGCAGAGGCGCAGCUGGGAGACGCGCUUGAGGAAGGGAAGGGUUGUGGAGAAGGGGAGGUGGCGGGUACCGGUGGGGAGGAGGUGGAGGAGGUGGAGGAGGUGGAGGAGGUGGAGGAGGAGGACGGAGAGGCGGACGCGGCAGAGGGUGGUGAGAGAGAUGAGGCGGGCUUGCUGCUGAAUGGGGUUGCUGAUGACUGGGGGUCCACCGAUGGGAGUGAGGGGUCGGACGAGGAAGAGGAAGAGGAAGAGGAAGAGGAAGAGGAAUGGGAAGCGGAAGGGGAAGGGGAAGAGGAAGAGGAAGAGGAAGAGGAAGAGGAAGAGGAAGAGGAAGGAGUUGGAGUGCAUGGUGAGGGGGAGGAGGGAGUCCAGGAGGAGUAUGGCAGCGAUGAGGCCGAGGAGGAGGAGGAGGAGGAGGAGGGGCCCUCAGCUGGGGCUGCUGAGGGAGCGGGGGCAGGGUUACUGGUAGGGGGUGAGAGUGUAGGGCUGGUGACGAGGGGGCUUGGAGCAACGGAGCAGCAGCAGCCGCCCAAUGCGAGGGAGUUGAACCUGCCGGACGGGUCUCUGCAGCGUGACCACGUGCAGCAGGCAGAGCCGGAAGAGGCGAAGCAGCAGCAGGAGCAGGAGGAGGGGCGUGGAGAGGACACGGGAGAAUCUGCAUCUUUGGUAUCUGAUCGCCCGUCAGCUGCCCUCCACACGCCACACCGCCCAUCCACCUCACCCACCUCAUCCUCCCCUGUGCUAGCACCAACCGCCACCGCAGCAACAGCAGCAUCCCCCUCCACCUCGUCGUCGUCGUCGUCUCUGUCGGGUCGCUCCAUGUCGCACUCCGUGUCCAAGUCCCUCAAGGACCUGUCCGUGCUGCAGCAGAAGCUGAGGGCGCAGAGGGGCGACGUGCAGCGCCUGGCAGCGGACAGCAUGCAGCUGCAGCAGUGGCUGGGCCUGCAGCCGCACCACGUGCUCACCUCGCCCUCCGCCUCUCCAGCCACCUCUGCUGCUGCGGCUGCGUCAGCGGCGUCUGGUUCUGCUGCAUCCGCUGCUUCGUCGUCACCUUCCAGCAGGCUCCAGCAGUCCAAGCAGCAGGCGUCCAGAGCUGGCGAGAGCGCUAGCACCAGCGCGCACGCCAGCUCCAGCAGCACCAGCGGCAGCAGCAGUGUAGGUGGUGGUGGUGAUGGCCGCGCUAGCAGUGCCAUCAGUGGUGGGUCGACCGCUGCCAGUGGCUAUGGGGCGGGCAGCAGCAUGGUGAGCAGCAGCAGCUUCACGAGCAGGCCGCGCCGAUUCAGCUUGGCUUCAGCCACCACUGCUGAUGCUGCUCCUGCCAGUGGUUCUUGGGCGGCUGGUGCUGCUUUGCCACACUCAGUGAAGGGCGAUGGUGCGAGAGAGGAACGGUCGCAUGGGGAGGGCAAUGGGGAGGGUGGCUUGUCAGGGAAGCAUAGGGAGGAAGCAUGGCUGAGGCAGGAGGGAGUUGGGCCAGUGCUGCAGCAGCAGCAAGGGGAGGAUGGGGAGCAGCAGCAGCAGCAGCAGCAGUGGCAGCAGCAGCAGCAGCAGCAGCAGCAGCAGCAGCAGCAGCAGCAGCAGCAGCAGCAGGGGAGUGAGAUAGAAAAGCAUGGUGGGCGGCGAGGAGGGGAUGAGGUGCUUCGGCGGAGUGCGUCCCUGCCUGCUGUUUUCCAAGAGCCAGACAGGGCUGACCACACACGAGCACAGGACAACGGCGAGGGCGAGGGCGAGGGUAAGGGCGGGAAUAGCGCCAUGCAGGGGAGUCAGGAGCACAAGCCUUCCCCCUCUCGCCCUCUCCCCCAUGCUCACUCCUUCGCUGCUGUCUCCUUUGCCUCCCCUCACCUGCCCCACCGAGUCACUCCCACGCCUUCCUCUCAACAGCCCUCCAGCGUUGCACCUGCGAGUGGGGAUGGGCCCGGUGCUGUCAGUGCAGAUGAACCUGCCGCUGCUGCUGCCGCCGCUGCUGCUGCUGCUGCUCGCUCCUGUCGUGCUGGUUCUGGGAACAGGGAUGAGCUGCCUGUUUACUCCCCUGCCCUGGGAUCCCCACCUCCCUAUACGUCCCCACCAGUGGGUCUUCAUAGCCCUGCUCCCCUCAUCGUCCCUUCCCCAUCCUUCUCCUCCACCUCGCCCUCCGUCUCUGCCCCAUCCUCCUCCUCAUCUGCCUCGGGGCCCUGCUCUGUCUCCGCUGCCUGCUCCCACUCAUCUGCUUCCCCAUCUGCCUCUGCCUCUGCUGCCUCUGCCUCUGCUGCCUCUUCACACUCCUCCCCAUCUACUUCCUCCUCCUCCACCGCCCACUCCUCCCCCUCUCCUUCCACCACCUCACCUCCUACAUCUCGCCUCUCUGCAUCUGUUGCAUCCUCCACUCGCUCGCCUUCCCCCUCGUCCUCCUCGCCCUCUCCCUCCCCCUCCUGCUCCUCCUCCACCUCUCGCUCUCAAGCCUCCUCCUACACGCCCUCCCACCCCCGCACUCACACUCGCUCACUCGCCUCCGCCUCCUCGCCCUCAAUCCUCCCUGCCUUGUCUCUCUCCACUCCGCCCCAAGCCAAGGGCCUCUCCUCUCCCCACCACUCUGCUCCACUCUCGCCGCACACUAGCAGCAGCCACCAGCACGCUGUGCCAUGCUCCCCUGAUACGAGCAGCACCCACAAUCCAAGUUCCGUCUUCUUGCCUGUUGAUUCUAACAGUGCAGCUGUUGCUGCCACUGCUGCCACUGCUGCCACUGCCGCCACUGCUGCUACUGCCGCCACUGCUGCUACCGCUGCUACUGCUGCUACUGCUGCUACUGCUGCUUCUGCUUCUUUGGAAUGUGGCUCCACGGCAGCUGUAGCCCCUAGCCCCCCUGAGCCCUCCAAUUCCACCUCCAUCCCUGCCCUUGCAGUCCCAGCUGCUCUCACAUCUCCCCCCACCCGCCACCCCAUGCCGCUGCUCUCCCCGCCCUUCUCUGCCAUCCCAGCUGCUGCUGCUAGCUCCUCAGCAGUGCCUCGCAACUCCACCAGCAGCACUGACAACAUGUUGACACGAAGGUCGGGCCCCUCGUCCCUCUCCCCCCUCCCUCGUGUUCACCUUCCCUCCUCCCCGCCACGCAACCCUGCUGGCUCUCCUCCCGCUGCAGCAGCCAGCAGCAGCACCAUACCCACGUCUCCCAUCACCACUCCCAGCUCGUCUCUCAGAGCCACCUCUCCUCCUGCUUUACCCUCCACUCCUCCCUUAACCCCCGCCCUCCGCUCCCCCCACUCCCUUGCCAAGGCCCGUGCUCAUGCCCUAGCCCUCGCCAACUCCCUAUCACUAGAACCCCCUGCAGUGCCUGCUUCCAGUGGCGCUGCUGCUGCUGCUGCUGGCCCCAGCAGCAGCAGGCACAGCCACUCCCAUGCGCACGCUCACGGCAGCAGCACCAAAGCCCCGCCCACCAGCCCCUCUGAAACCCGCUCGCGCAGCCCUGUCUCCCACCGCCCCUUCCCCCGCCACCGCAAGUCCCCCCCUGCCUCCCCCUGCGCCCUGCGCUCCCCCGCCCACCCCGUUUCCCCCCAGCAUGACGUGGGCGGAGGGGGGAGGAAAAGCAGGGCAGGGGGGAAGAAAGGGAGGCUAUCGGGGCAGACAUCGGGGGAAUGGCUGGGGUGGGAUGAGAGGGAGGGGGAGGAAGGGGGGAGGGGGAGGGCUUGGAUUGAUGCUACAGAGAUGGCACGGGCGCAGAGCGAGCAGUGGGAGAGAGAGAGGAUUAGAGGGGUUGGAGCAGGGGAAGCAGGGAAGAGGAGGGAUUCGCGAGUGGGUGUGGGGGCUGGCAAGCGGGUGAGUGGUGCAGGGGAGAGGGAAAGAGAGGGGGAUGGUACGGCAGAGGUGCUGCGGCAGCGGCGGAAGCAGCAGCAAGGGGGCGAGGUGGAGGUGGUGGUGGUAGGGAAAGAGUACAUGGAUGGCACUCGAGGUGGUAGACAGCACAUGGGAAAGAGGAAAGAAGCAAGGCAGCAGCAGGCGCAGCGGCAGCAGGGUGAUGGGCAUGAGAACAAGAGAGUGCCUUUAGUUGUAAAUGUCAACCCCUCCAGCAUGGCUGCUCGUCUUCCCUCCCCAUCUUCUCUCUCACUCACGUCACCCAAACCCCAUACGCCAGCAUCCUCCCACCCCUCCCUUCACCCAUACCCCUCCUCACAAUCCUUCCCCUCAUCGCAAUCCCAGUCCCUAGUACCCCCUCGCUCCUUCCCCUCCCCCACAUAUCAGCCCCCCCUCCGAGACCCCAGUCCCAGCCCUCGCUCGCUGCACCCCCGUACACCCCCCUCCCCGUCCUCCCUCUCUGCGGUCUCCCUCUCCUCCUCCUUCAUCCGCCGCCUGCCCAGCCCCAGAGCCCUGCCAGGGGCACCCUCCCUCGCCCCGCCCCUUGUGGCACCCGCUGCUGCUGCUGCUGGAAGUGCGACGCCCACUGCGGCAGCAAGCCUGCUCUCCCCCGCCCUUAUCUCUCCCCGUGGCGGCUCCUCCCUGCUUCCCUUACCAUCCCCAGGCUUCUCCCACACUCCUCCCGCCUCCCUCAGCCAUGCCUCCACCCCUGCACCACCGUCCUCCUCCCACUCCUCUCACUUCUCAGUCAACCAGGCCGGGCCCUUCCCUUCCACCGGGAAUGGGCCUGACACAGUCACACCGGCUGCAACAGUGCCAGGGAGUGCAAGAAGCGGGGUCAGCUCGGCAGGUGCAUCUGGUGCAGGUGGCAAGUGGGCAGGCAGUGCGGGCAGCUAUCGCAGCAGCGACAGGCACACCCCAGGGAGUGCGCAGUCACAUGCGGCAGGGACGAGGAACGGCGUGGGUAGUGCUAGCGGUGGCAGGGUUGCUGGCAGCGGCAGCAGUGUCAGCCAGAGUAAACUAUCAGUGCAUGUGGAUGGGGGGACUGUGCCUGUGCAACCGCCUUCGAGCCCACUCUCCCAAAUCAAGGCUGCUGCCAGGAGUCUCUCCCCUCUUCGAUUGGUGCAUGCAAAUGGACGGGCUUCUGACCAGGAAAGGAGGAUGCCUAUUCGCCUGUUUUCACCGUCUUAGACACGACUUGGUAAUAUACUGCCAGGCUAUGCAUGCGUAUUUGGAAUUUGUAGCGUAGGAAAUAGAGCAAACAUGGCUGUCUGUCUUUCGUUAGUGAGUGUUUUUGUGGAACCAGGUUUGAUUUGGAAUUGAU
Molecule: messenger RNA, 7318 nt
Organism: Closterium sp. NIES-67
Lineage: Eukaryota; Viridiplantae; Streptophyta; Zygnematophyceae; Desmidiales; Closteriaceae
Source: the annotation of a GenBank genome assembly